CAACAAACCGUUGAGGAGAAAAGUUCGCUUCCUUCCCGUCCGCUCGGCGCUGAUAUUCGACUUCAGCCUUACACUACCAUGGAAGAGAGACAGCAAUCUCCGCUCCCACCGAUUGAGAUCUCGUCAGAUUCAAAAGACUUCGCCACACCUAUUAACCCUCCUAGCCCACCACGUGGGCGCAAACCGGCAGCUUCCAGUCCAUUGCCAGCUCGGCCGCCUCCAGUCUCCCCAUCAACAAUGGCGCCCGCAACCACAAACAUCUCGCCAAUGUGGCAGUCCUUGCCUGUGGAGCUUGUGCAACGAGUUCUUCAUGAGCUCGUCAGUAUCCAUCUCUGGGACAUUGACUCGGACCCGUUUUAUCCCUGGGAGACUCUCCGCCAGCUGAAUCAUCAGCAGAGGCGACGGAUCGAUGCUCUAUACCGACAGCUCUUACUCCCCAUCUCGAACCUGACACUUUGGACAGAGUUUUGCCCUACUUCAAAGCAUAGCCCUGAUGAUCUUGAUAGCGGCACGGGGUUAUUAUAUCGGUUCUGGGUGUGGGACGAAGAUAAAGGUUAUAAUUCCACCAACGACACGAUAACCUUGUCUCUCGCCGGGACUGAAACGAUGCUAUCUGUGGAUGACGACGAGGGGUUUGAUACUUCAAAGGGAUGGACUAAAUAUGUCAACAGCUUCCCACCCGGUGGACUUUACGUCAACCCACAACCCGAUUACGGCUUCACUCUGAAGUUGAGCUCUCCGCCUCGACCCGGUUAUUCCCCUGAUUUCCACUUGUCAUUGCAGGGGGAGAUACCGGCCAGCCAUGUACCUGACGUCCAAGAUGAUUCCGACGAUGAUUCGAUUAAGCUCAGCUCGAGCCAACUCAUUGGCGCCUUGAUUCGGGCAUGGAAGAAAAGGAUUAUAGAGUAUGAGCGGCAAGGUAUAUGGAAGACUCAAUGGUAUAUCCCACUGGAGCGCCUUGAUGAUCUCCCCGAGGUCUAAGGAGGAUAUACACAAUAGGCAUCAGUAAACCUUUGCGAGGGGCAAAGGUUCUGAGUGGGAAUAAUGCCCUUCACCACCCUUGCAGCCGUCCGUUCACCUGCCCCCGCGUUCACCAUUCACUGGACAACCAACACACUGAUUCAUCACUUCGAAUAUUUAAUUCC
Molecule: messenger RNA, 1145 nt
Organism: Neurospora tetraspora
Lineage: Eukaryota; Fungi; Ascomycota; Sordariomycetes; Sordariales; Sordariaceae
Exons: 2
Coding region: 79-981 (300 amino acids)
Source: RefSeq, a predicted model, not a curated record